AAUACAUCAGGCGAACAAAAACCAAAGAAAAAGCGAGAGGAAGUCUAUCUUUGACGUACUGACCAGCGUGCUGUAGCAGUGACGACAUGAGUUGGAGUUUCCUGACGCGUCUCCUGGAGGAGCUCUCCAACCACUCAGCAUUUGUGGGCAAGCUGUGGCUUACGCUGCUCAUUGUGUUCCGGAUUGUACUGACCGUGGUGGGUGCCGAGACGAUAUACAAAGAUGAAGAGAGCGAGUUUAUAUGCAAUACAACCCAGCCUAGUUGCAAAAAUGUGUGCUAUGAUGCAUUUGCACCACUCACGCAUGUAAGGUUCUGGGUUUUUCAGACCAUCGUGAUCACCACACCCACUAUUCUGUACCUUGCCUUUGCCAUGCACAAGAUCGCACGCAUGGAGGACGAUGAUUACAGACCACGGGGUAGGCGCAAACGCAUGCCUUUGGUAAACCGCAGUGCCAACCAAAACUGCGAGGAGGCUGAGGACAGUGGUAAGGAGGACUCCAUGAUCACCGAGGAGAUCGAGCCAGAAAAUGACAAGGAAAAAGAAAAGAAGGAUGAGAGGAAGAAACAUGACGGCUGGAGACGGAUCAAGCGUGAUGGCCUGAUGAAGGCAUACGUGCUGCAGCUUUUAUCACGUGUGGCUUUAGAGGUGGCCUUCCUGUCUGGCCAGUGUCUGCUGUAUGGGUUUGUGGUGGCCCCGUCAUACGUGUGUUCGCGUAGCCCAUGUCCCCACACAGUGGAUUGCUUUGUGUCGCGUCCCACCGAGAAGACCGUCUUCCUGAUCAUCAUGUAUGCCGCGAGCUCCCUCUGCCUGCUGCUCACCGUGCUCGAGAUCUCGCAAUUGGGCAUCAGUGGCGUCCGUGACGUAUUCCAGAGCCGUGCAAGGUGCCGCCACCAACAACAUCAAGCCAGUCAGACGGCCUCGGUCUACCCAUGUUUCAUACCCUCUGGCAACCCAGGUGCAAGAGCUGAAUGCAGUCUUCAUGACUUGGGCCGCGAGUCUCAGGGUGAUGAGGCGUCCUCACGGGAGCUGGGCCAUCUGCGGCGCCACUUGAAUCUAGCACAGCAGCACCUGGAACAGGGUUACCAGGAUGAGGAGGAGACUCGACUGUGA
Messenger RNA from Neoarius graeffei (lesser salmon catfish), 1112 nucleotides. RefSeq names its product gap junction gamma-1 protein-like. Bases 87 to 1112 code for a protein of 341 amino acids. Gene Ontology annotation, cellular component: connexin complex. The transcript is spliced from 2 exons. Gene Ontology annotation, biological process: cell communication. NCBI's taxonomy places the organism in Eukaryota, Metazoa, Chordata, Actinopteri, Siluriformes, Ariidae. The record is from RefSeq and is a predicted model, not a curated record.